Messenger RNA from Abrus precatorius (Indian licorice), 3081 nucleotides. RefSeq lists its product as uncharacterized. Gene Ontology annotation, molecular function: iron ion binding; oxidoreductase activity, acting on paired donors, with incorporation or reduction of molecular oxygen, NAD(P)H as one donor, and incorporation of one atom of oxygen; heme binding. The transcript has 6 exons. The record is from RefSeq and is a predicted model, not a curated record. Lineage: Eukaryota; Viridiplantae; Streptophyta; Magnoliopsida; Fabales; Fabaceae. The coding region runs from base 1 to 3081 and encodes 1026 amino acids. Gene Ontology annotation, cellular component: membrane.
AUGGAUGCUGCUGGUGCUAAUGUUUUGUGUUACAUCAUCUUCACCUCCUUAGCUUUGCUUGUUUUCACUUUAAUUGUUAAAUCACUUAGCAAACAAACCACAAAUUGCAGCACCAAGCUUCAACCUCCACCAAGCCCACCAAAACUACCAAUCAUCGGCCACCUUCAUCUUCUUGGCUCAGUCGUACCAAAAUCAUUCCAAACACUGGGGCAAGUGUUGAAAACCCAUGAACUUAAUUUCUGCAACCGACCCGAGUUUGGAUCCUCGGAGUAUUUCCCAUAUAAAGGGUCUUAUUUCGUCACUGCCCCAUAUGGCUCUUAUUGGCGGUUCAUGAAGAAGCUAUGUGUGACUCAACUUCUAUCAAGCUCUCAGCUUGGUCGAUUCAUGCACAUCCGAGAACAGGAGAUAAAGAAGCUCUUGAAAUCUUUGAUGGGGUGUUCCAUUGAAGGUAGGGCCACGGAUUUGACUUUGGACCUCACUGCUUUGACAAAUAAUAUCCUGUGUCGGAUGGCUAUGAGUUCCACAUGCCUAGAUAAAGUUAAUGAUGCUGAUGAGAUUCAUGGCUUGGUUCAUGAGUUUUUCCAUGUCGGAGCUAAAUUGAGCAUGGGUGAGAUACUUGGACCUUUGGGAAAGUUGGACUUGUUUGGGUAUGGGAAAAGGCUUGCAAAAAUAGUUGGCAAGUUCGACCGGAUUUUGGAGCGCAUCUUGGAGGAACAUGAAGAGAAAAACACCGAGGAUUGUCAAGGAGGAACAGGGGACAUGAUGGAUAUUCUGUUACAAGUUUAUAAGGAUCCAAAUGCUGAAGUGAAGUUAAAAAGGAAUGACAUCAAGGCCUUUUUCCUAGAUAUUUUUCUUGCGGGAACAGAUACAUCUUCAGCGGCGUUGCAAUGGGGCAUGGCAGAGAUAAUGAACAACCCACGAGUGUUAAAAAAGCUGAAGGCAGAGAUUGAUGCAGUGGUGGGUACUAGCAGGCUAGUCACUGAAUCAGACCUUCCAAAUCUACAUUACCUCCAAGUCGUUGUGAAGGAAGUGCUAAGACUCCAUCCAACGGCGCCGUUUGUUCUCAGACAAUCAGCACAAGAUUGCACCAUCAACGGCUAUGAUUUGAAGAGCCAAACAAGGACACUGAUAAAUGUAUACGCGAUCAUGCGGGACCCAGAAGCGUGGGCCCACCCAGAGGAGUUUAUGCCAGAGAGGUUCUUGGAACCACGUGAUGGGAUCAACCGUGGAGAUGAACGAUUGAUUAAAAUAGACGGUGAUGAUUUCAGGUAUUUUCCAUUUGGGUUUGGUAGGAGGGGAUGUCCUGGAUCUUCCCUCGCCUUAACGGUGAUACAAGUGACUAUUGCAGCGUUGAUCCAAUGCUUUGAAUGGAAAAUCAAAGGUGGAGAUAGGGUUGAUAUGGAAGUAGGGUCAUCGUUUUCUGCGGGAUUGCUUUCAAGUUACUUCACUUUCCGUAAGAUCCAUCAUGAGGAUUACCUUGCAUUAUGGGAUGUUCACAUGACAAUGCGUGGUUCUAUUAUUAAAGGAAAAGAUUCAAAUAUGGCUGAUUACCAAGGCUACGUCCUACUGUUUUGCAUAUGGCUAGUUUCCACAAUAGUGGUUCGAGCCUUAAUCACAAAAAAACAUAACAAGGCUAAUAAACCACCAAGCCCAUUAGCCUUACCCAUCAUUGGACACCUUCACCAUCUUGGUCCAAUAGCUCACCAGGCUCUUCACAAACUCUCAACCCGCUAUGGGCCCAUCAUGCACCUUCUCCUUGGUUCCGUGCCUUGUGUCGUAGCUUCCACACCAGAAGCAGCCAAAGAGUUCCUUAGAACUCACGAAACCCAUUUCUCCAACCGCCCUAAAAGUUCUGCGGUUGAUUACAUAACAUAUGGCUCCCAAGACUUCUCCUUCGCCCCAUAUGGACCUUAUUGGAAAUUCAUGAAGAAAAUAUGCAUGUCUGAGCUUCUGGGGGGUCACACACUGAACCAACUUCUUCCUCUGAGGAGACAAGAGACGUUAAGGUUUCUAAGACUUUUGUUCAAGAAAGCCGGUGAGGCCAUUGAUGUUGGAGGGGAAUUGUUGACACUGUCGAAUAACGUUGUUUCAAGGAUGGUUAUGGGCCAAACAUGUUGUGAUAAUGAUGAUGAAGCCGAAGAGGUGAGGAAGUUGGUGCAAGACACCGCACAUCUCACGGGGAAGGUUAAUGUUUCGGACUUUAUUUGGUUCUUUAAGAACUGGGAUUUGCAAGGGUUCGGGAAAAGACUCAAGGAAAUUCGAGACAGGUUUGACACCAUGAUGGAGAGGGCAAUUAAGGAGCAUGAAGAGGAAAGGAGGAAAAGAAAGGAACUGGGUGGUGGAGAUGAUCGAAUCAAGGAUUUACUUGAUAUUUUAUUGGACAUCCAUGAGGAUGAGAACUCUGAGAUGAAAUUGACAAUAGAGAACAUAAAGGCCUUCAUCUUGGACAUAUUUAUAGCAGGAACAGACACUUCAGCUUUAACAACGUUGUGGGCUUUGGCCGAGUUGAUUAACCACCCACAUGUGAUGGAGAGAGCAAGACAAGAGAUUGAUAUUGUGAUUGGAAAGAGUAGAAUAGUAGAAGAAUCAGACCUUGUCAACCUUCCUUAUCUGCAAGCCAUAGUCAAAGAAACACUAAGGAUUCAUCCAACAGGUCCAUUAAUUGUUAGAGAGUCAUCUGAAAGCAGCACUAUUUGGGGCUAUGAUAUUCCAGCAAAGACCCAGUUGUUUGUUAAUGUAUGGGCUAUUGGGAGGGACCCCAAUCACUGGGAAAACCCACUUGAGUUCAUACCAGAGAGGUUUAUAAGUGAAGAGGGAAGUGAGAAAAGAGAAUUAGAUGUGAGGGGACAACAUUUUCACUUGAUUCCAUUUGGGAGUGGAAGAAGAGGGUGUCCUGGGACCUCACUGGCUUUGCAGGUUGUGCAGGCUAACCUUGCUGCUAUGAUUCAGUGCUUUGAAUGGAAGGUUUAUGGAGGCAAAGAAACUGUUGACAUGGAAGAGAAACCCGGGUUAACUCUUUCAAGGGCUCAUCCAUUGAUUUGUGUCCCAGUACCUAGGCUUAAUCCUUUUCCUUCCAUGUGA